This is a messenger RNA of Dentiscutata erythropus, 191 nucleotides long. Lineage: Eukaryota; Fungi; Glomeromycota; Glomeromycetes; Diversisporales; Gigasporaceae. The record is from the annotation of a GenBank genome assembly.
CACCAAUACUUCCCAGAACCAAGAGUCUCAUCGUUGUUAUUAUUGUGGACGAACUAGACAUCUUAUAGCCAAAUAUAGAACAAGACAAGCAGAGCAAAAAUCUAGAGAUGAUCGAAGAGAUGAUAGAAGAGAUAAUUAUAGAAGAGAUGAUUACAGAAAAGAUGAACGUAGAAGAUCUCGUUCCCAUAGCC